GUUUAUUGUUUUAGGGUUUAUGUGUCUGUGAGAGUGAAAGUGAGUUCAGAAGCAGAGCGACUCCCUGCACAGCAACAUGUCCAAGAUAACUCGUCCUGAUCCCGCCCCGAGGAGAAAGUUUCUCCCUUCAGAUAAAAGUGAGGAACACGAGCCGGAAAAGGAGCCGGAAAAGGAGCCGACCAGAGCCGAGCGAGGUGUGACUCCUCCGCCCGUCGCUCCAAAGAGAUGGACCAUCAAGAAACAUGCAGUAGAAAAUGUGUACAUGGAAAUAGUGAACGUGACUGAAACUGUAAACUGUAGAUCCCAACCUCCUCCGCUGCCGCAUCAAAGGGCUCCACAACUCCAGCUGACAGCCUGGACAGAUCUGUUGAGAGAACUUGAAGGAGCGAAGGAGGCAACGAUCAUCAAAGCUCAAGCUGAAAAUCUGUAUAAAGCUAUCCAGUGUUUCAACAUCCUGUUGUCUGAACAUGGAGAAACUCUGAAGAAACACACCCAGGAGCUGCUCUGCAUCGCGGACAACUUAGACAAGGUGUCAAAGGGGACAAAGAUAGCGGGCAUCACAGGCGGAGCGACGUCAGCGCUGGGGGGGGUGGCAGCAGUUGCAGGUGUCGCUCUGGCUCCCUUCACCUUGGGGGCCUCGCUGCUGCUGACGGUCGCCGGCGCCGGGGUGAUGGCGGCGGGAGGGAUCACCGGAGCCUCCGCCGCCAUCGCACACAAGGCGAACGUGGAUCAGGGCAAGAAGAAGAUCGAAAAGACCUUCGAGGAGUUCCAGCAGAUCAUGGGGAAGCUGCAGGAGAGCCUGAGCUUCAUCCAGCAGGGCAUGGAUCAUCUGCAGCAGCACGGCCUCCCCGCCCUCAGCGAGGCCUCUCAGGGGGGGGGGAGAGCAGCCAGCAUGGUGACGCUCACAGCCUCCGGGGGGGUCAGAGCUCUGGCCCUCGAGGCACACGGCCAUGCCUCCGGGCUGAUGGAGGGUCUGGCCCUCGGCAUCAACCUCCAAUUUGCCGAUAAGAAGCAGAAGAAGGAGCAGAAGAAGGAGCAGAAGAAGGAGCAGAAGAAGGAGCAGAAGAAGGAGCAGAAGAAGGAGCAGACGAAGGAGCAGACGAAGGAGCAGACGAAGGAGCAGAAGAAGGAGCAGAAGAAGGAGAAGAAGAAGGGCCUGGAGUCGGGGCUCGCCACAAAGAUCCGGAAACUGACAGAGGAGUUGAACAGAGGCCUGGACGAACUCUACGACCUGUUCAAGGGUUACUGUGCAGCAGAGUAACAGAUACCAUUUAAUUAGCAUAUUUAAAAGUCUUAUAAUAAUAAUAAUAAUAGUAAUAGAUAGAGCGGUGCAGGGAUGACGUAUUUACCCGGAAGUAAGCUGCU
Messenger RNA from Trematomus bernacchii (emerald rockcod), 1365 nucleotides. Its product is annotated as apolipoprotein L6-like. Gene Ontology annotation, molecular function: lipid binding. Bases 77 to 1261 code for a protein of 394 amino acids. Gene Ontology annotation, biological process: lipid transport; lipoprotein metabolic process. The transcript has 8 exons. The record is from RefSeq and is a predicted model, not a curated record. Lineage: Eukaryota; Metazoa; Chordata; Actinopteri; Perciformes; Nototheniidae. Gene Ontology annotation, cellular component: membrane; extracellular region.